Molecule: messenger RNA, 644 nt
Organism: Hibiscus syriacus
Lineage: Eukaryota; Viridiplantae; Streptophyta; Magnoliopsida; Malvales; Malvaceae
Product: probable WRKY transcription factor 75
Exons: 2
Coding region: 86-625 (179 amino acids)
Biological process (GO): regulation of DNA-templated transcription
Molecular function (GO): DNA-binding transcription factor activity; sequence-specific DNA binding
Source: RefSeq, a predicted model, not a curated record
UCUUUACACACUGCACACUAUAGUCAAGUACCGACCAGGCUCCCUGAAUCUAUCGCUUUCUAUGUGAGUUUCUUGAUCUCAUUAUAUGUCGUUUAAGAUGGAAAAUUUCGAGGGAUUUUUCCCUGGAUCAUCAUCCUUGAACCUAACGAACUCCCAUGGUUAUGGUGAAGUUCAAGGUGAGAGGGAUAAUGGGAUAUUGGGAUUGAUGGCGGAGAUGGGAGUUUCUGCUGUUAAGAAGAAUGAUUUGUGUAUAAAUAAGGGUUUUGGUGGGACGACGGGUGAGAGUGAAGAGAAAAUAGAUAAGGAGAAGAAGAAAGGAGGAAAUAAAAAGAUGAGAAAGCCGAGAUAUGCUUUUCAAACCAGGAGCCAAGUUGAUAUUCUCGACGAUGGUUAUCGAUGGAGGAAAUAUGGUCAGAAAGCUGUCAAUAACAACAAAUUUCCUAGAAGUUAUUAUCGAUGCACACAUCAAGGAUGCAACGUUAAGAAACAGGUUCAAAGACUAACUACAGACGAAGGAAUCGUUGAGACAACCUACGAAGGCAUGCAUUCACAUCCAAUCCAGAAAACUAACGACAACUUCGAGCAUAUUUUGAGUCAGAUGCAAAUCUACACUUCUUCCUUUUAAAUCAAUAUCAGUAGAUUUA